GAUAGCGGCGGUGAUUUGAGGAAAAGUUUGUUCAUUUUAGAGCAGGUGAGGAUGGAUGCGGCAGUAACACAGCGACACACUGCGUCAUUUCUGCCUAAAAUUGCUCCAGACAAAAAUGAAAGGAACAAAAGUACCAUUAACAGCAGGAUGAUGGAGCCUCACCAAGCUGGUCUGGUGUCACAUAAAUGUGAUCAACUCCUCUCUAAGGCAGAAAUCUCACUGUUUAAAAACAGCAUAAUGCAAAACAUCUGUGUGGAGAUGCUGCAGGAAGGCUUCCACAGGUCGUACUCGGAGCUCUUCUUUCUGCUGAGCUAUGAUCGGCAUCGUCGAGAAUCGGCUGAACUUGGAUCUGAUCUCUCUCUACAAACGCCGCUGGAAGAACAAAAAGACAAACUGACAAUUAUGAGGAAAUACCUGAGCCGGGCCGAGCAGGCGGAAAGGACCAAUACCUGGACGGUGGUUUGUGAGCAGCGUCUGUUUUUAGGAGGGUAUUUCUCAUCCAAGGAGGAUCUCUGGAUCAGUUUCCACUUUUACCACAGCUGUGCUGAGAGAGAGCAUGGAGGACGAUCCAGACCGGCCACUGAGGCCCGGGCGUGUUUGGCCGAACUCUACCUCCAAACAGGUGAUCUGGAGCGGGCUCAGGAGCAGGCUGAGCUGUGCAUCGAUCAGGGGGAGGAGGGAGGCUGGUUGGACUCAGACGGUCGGCCCCUAAGGCUCCGGGGCCAUCUAGCACUGUGGAAGGUCUACAGCAGGAUGGCGGACUCUCUGCUGGAGGCCGAGGACUACGAAGAGGCCCUAAAGAUGCUGCACACAGGAUACAACACUGCCAUUAAGACUGAAGACAGACAGGUGGAAGUAGAGGCCGCCUACCAACUAGGACUGGCCUAUCAGAGCGCAGGAGACCACGACACAGCCAAACAGUUUUUCAACACUUGUAUGCAGAUUUACGGCACACUGGAGGACGGGGACGGUCUGGGGAGGACUUACAAAGCUAUAGCCAAGUCUCUGGAGAGUGAGGAGAAAUUAAAUGAAACAGUUCAGUGUUUGGAGACAUUAGCAGAUAUCUCUCGUGGUAACGGACUGCAGCACCACCUGGUGGACGCCUACCUGUCACUGGGCAACAUCUGCUAUAAAAGGAGUGAGUAUCAGAGAGCGUUAGAGUUUUUCCAGCAGGGUUAUGAGAUUUCCUGUGAGCUGAGAGAUGUUUCUCGGCUGGAGAGAGCUCAGGUGUUUGUCGCCACUGCUCGCGCUCGCUGUCUGAUCAGGAAGUACAGCACUGAUGUGGAAUCAGCCACGCCCACCGCCAUGAAACGUCUCCUGGCCUGGAGAGAGACCAGAGAGCCUCAGGAUUUCAGUGUAGACUCUUCAGACGAUACUGAUCAUACAAUAAACCAAUGAUGCUGAUAUUUACAGCAGCUCCAAUAAACAGUGUCAUUCUCAUUAGAACGGAUGCGUAUUUAUGGUAAAAUUAACGUAAAAAAUAUUUUAUAUUAUAUUUGCUAUAUAAAUAUGAAUACAGUAUAACACAUAAAACGGAUUUAUAUGGAAGAAUCUUAGACCAUAUUCAAUUCACAGUAAACCUGUCAGAAAAUUUAGUUACAGAAGAAAUGGAGUUGAAUAUUUUUGAAAAUAUCAUUUUAACAUGUUUUAUUUUUGAAGAAAUCAAAGAUUUGUUAUGUCACAAUAAAAAUGUUUGCAAAUGAA
Cheilinus undulatus (humphead wrasse) is the source of this 1704-nucleotide messenger RNA. RefSeq names its product tetratricopeptide repeat domain 29 (gene ttc29). Lineage: Eukaryota; Metazoa; Chordata; Actinopteri; Labriformes; Labridae. The transcript is spliced from 12 exons. The coding region runs from base 52 to 1398 and encodes 448 amino acids. The record is from RefSeq and is a predicted model, not a curated record. Gene Ontology annotation, molecular function: protein binding.